UGUCGGCAGAAGAGCCAACAAUGUUAGUGAUAUUAAAUCGAAGUUUGAUUAACAAAACAUCGGUUUGUUUACGCACCAGUUCUUAUAUUGGUUCGUUAAAUGGCGUAAAGUCGUUUGGUACCUCUUCGAUGGCACAGCAGGAACGAAAAGUAAACGUGGAUGGGGUGGAUAUCAAUUGUUUGAGUGUAGGAACGGGUGAACAUCCAGUUUUGCUUCUACCUGGUGCUGCAGGUUCGAUAUGGACAGACUUCAAACCACAAAUAGAGGGUCUCGACAAAGAGAAGUUCACCAUAGUCGCUUGGGAUCCACCCGGUUAUGGCAAGUCCAGACCACCCGAUAGGAAAUUUCCAGAAGACUUCUUCCAACGUGACGCUGUUUGGGCUAAUAAUUUAAUGAAAGUUUUGGGCCACUCGAAAUUUUCGUUAAUAGGAUGGAGCGAUGGAGCCAUUACUUCGUUGAUACUCUCCUCAAUGUUCCCUGAAAAUAUUAGAAAAAUGGUAGCCGUUGCAGGGAACUCGUACAUAAGUCCAAAAGAAAUAGAAAUUUACAAAAAAUUCAGAGACAUCGACACUUGGUCGGAGAAAAUGCGAGCACCGAUGAUACAGGUUUAUGGAGAGGAGUAUUUUCGAAAGAUCUGGACCGGCUGGGUCGACGGCCUUGAGAAAAUAUACGAAAAACAAAAUGGCGACAUUUGCAAAGAGUGUCUGUCGAAAAUCAAAUGUCCCACUUUGAUCGUUCAGGGAAACAAGGACGCGAUGGUUCUCCCUGAGCAUCCUGUUUACCUGAAGGAACACAUCGCAGGAGCAAAACUGAAGCUGAUGGAAAAUGGGGCCCACAACUUGCACCUGCGAUACCCAGAAGAAUUCAACGCUCUCGUCACCGAAUUUCUCACGGAAUAAUCAUAUGCUUUUAUACGUUCUA
Messenger RNA from Hylaeus anthracinus, 921 nucleotides. Its product is annotated as valacyclovir hydrolase-like. Bases 21 to 899 code for a protein of 292 amino acids. The transcript is spliced from 5 exons. The record is from RefSeq and is a predicted model, not a curated record. Lineage: Eukaryota; Metazoa; Arthropoda; Insecta; Hymenoptera; Colletidae.